This is a messenger RNA of Cryphonectria parasitica EP155, 487 nucleotides long. RefSeq lists its product as uncharacterized. Bases 1 to 339 code for a protein of 112 amino acids. The transcript has 2 exons. The record is from RefSeq and is a predicted model, not a curated record. Lineage: Eukaryota; Fungi; Ascomycota; Sordariomycetes; Diaporthales; Cryphonectriaceae.
AUGGGAUUCUUACUAGCACUCAUGCUCUCUUUCGCCGGCCUCACAAUAGCCGCGCCGACCCUCGAGCACCGCCAAACAUCCAAUACAACAACCACAGCAGGCACCACAACGCAGCUGACCUUCCAGGGCGCGGGCGCCUCAUUCACAGUGAAUGCUCCUCUCGACGGGAGUACAUUCCAGAUCCCCAACCCGAUCUCAGUCGACGCCAUCACGCAGGUCGGCGCGGGCAACUGCGCAUUCACGGGCAUCAACGGCGUCAAGCUGACGGUUGUCGGCACGAAUAAUGGGGCGACGAUCGCGCCGCCGCAGACUAUUGAGAGCGGUAGCUGUUCGGCGUGAUAAGAGCGCCCAGAUUGGGGUGGUGGUGGGCCAGGAAGGAGAGUACUCCUCAGGGCGCCAGUUAAGAGACAGAAAAGGGAACAGCAGGGCUGUUCUGAUCUGGUGAAGAGGAUGAAUCUGUCGGCUGGUUUCGCGUUUCGUUCUUCUG